AUGUCGAGUGCUGUAGACAGCAUGAAUGGUUGGCUCGAUCAGGGAGAACUCCCAGACUUACAGAAAACGGACGUUAACACAGCUAGUUAUGGAGUAUGGUGGUUAAAUUUCCGGGCGCUUAAAAGAGAGGUGUUUCCCUUUCUUAAUCAUUAUGAAAGUAUCGCCAACGCUGAUGCCACGUCAAAGCAACACAAAACGGGCGUCGGUGGCGUCGGCGGUGACGGCGAGGACGGCGGCGACGAGUCGGAUCGUGUCGGUGACGACGACGACGAGGGCGCAGUCGAUGGUGAUAGCGCCCGCACUGCACGUAGUGAUAACUGCUUGGUCAUUGCAGUGGGAGAGGACGGCGUCGGGGAAUCAGGAGGCGAAGACGGUGUCGGAGAUGCAGAGAGUGACGAUACCGUCAGGGAUUCAGGGGGUGACGACGGUGUCGGGGAACAGGGAGGUGUCGUCGACUGGGAUGAAGGCGGGGAAGCCGGCAUCGGCGUUGUACACGACGCACUCCGUGGAGAAGACGGUGUGGACAGUUUUGAUAAGUCCGACGGUGUUGUUGAGUGCGUCGGUGUUGAUGCGCUCGAGGGUGUUGUAGAGCCGGGCGGCGUAGAGGGCGUCGACGAAGAGCGCGGUGGCGGCGGUGGUGUCGGCGGCGUUGGUGGCGUCGGUGGCAUCGGUGGCGUCGGAGGUGACGGUGGUGAUGGCGGUUCGUCUAUCACAAAGAACGCCGCCCCCGGAAUGACCGGCACCAAGUCUUCAGUGUCGCGGACCAUUGGGUACCCUGCUAACGGUAUACAAGCGAUCCCCGGCUUAGCAACCACGGCCGUCCCUGUGAGGAUUUGGUGGGCCCUACCUUUAUCGCCGAGGGUACCAGCGGACGGUACGCUUGCGACCCACGGCUAUCCGGUCACAGGGUACGGGAGGAAGAAGGGAGGGAACCGAGGAAAGGAAAAGAAAAGGAAGGAGAAGGAGCUUUCUUAG
Molecule: messenger RNA, 975 nt
Organism: Manduca sexta (tobacco hornworm)
Lineage: Eukaryota; Metazoa; Arthropoda; Insecta; Lepidoptera; Sphingidae
Exons: 4
Coding region: 1-975 (324 amino acids)
Source: RefSeq, a predicted model, not a curated record